AUGACGUGUGAUAAAUCGUUCACUCAAAGGAGUCAUCUAACAGCAUACCAUCGAACACCCACGGAAGACCAGUGUGACGUUUGUGACAACUCGUUCACUGAGAAAAGUAAUCUAACAACACACCAUCAAAGGUACACGGAAGAGAAGCCAUACCAGUGUGAAGUUUGUGGCAAAUCGUUUACUCAAAACCAUACACUGAUAGAUCACCGUCGAACGCACACGGGAGAAAAACCAUACCAGUGUGACGUUUGUGGUACAUCGUUUUCUCAAAGCAAUAACCUGAAAGUUCAUCAACGAACUCACACGGAAGAAAAUCCAUAUCAGUGUAACGUUUGUGGAAAAUCGUUUUCUCAAAGCAAUAAACUGAUAGAUAGAACUGAUAGAUCAUCAGCGAACGCUCACGGGAGAGAAGUCAUAAGAGUAUAA
This is a messenger RNA of Aphis gossypii (cotton aphid), 426 nucleotides long. Its product is annotated as zinc finger protein 22-like. The transcript has a single exon. Gene Ontology annotation, biological process: regulation of transcription by RNA polymerase II. Lineage: Eukaryota; Metazoa; Arthropoda; Insecta; Hemiptera; Aphididae. Gene Ontology annotation, molecular function: DNA-binding transcription factor activity; RNA polymerase II cis-regulatory region sequence-specific DNA binding. The record is from RefSeq and is a predicted model, not a curated record. The coding region runs from base 1 to 426 and encodes 141 amino acids.